Messenger RNA from Ylistrum balloti, 5070 nucleotides. RefSeq names its product phospholipid-transporting ATPase ABCA1-like. The record is from RefSeq and is a predicted model, not a curated record. The coding region runs from base 1 to 5070 and encodes 1689 amino acids. Gene Ontology annotation, molecular function: lipid carrier activity; ATP binding; ATP hydrolysis activity. Gene Ontology annotation, biological process: lipid transport; transmembrane transport. NCBI's taxonomy places the organism in Eukaryota, Metazoa, Mollusca, Bivalvia, Pectinida, Pectinidae. Gene Ontology annotation, cellular component: membrane; intracellular membrane-bounded organelle. The transcript has 19 exons.
AUGGGGGCUGUUGGUCAAUUCUUUCUGCUAGUAUGGAAGAAUUUCACGGUAUCCCGUCGGAAUUAUUGUGCCACAGUGUUCGAAGUUAUUCUACCAGUGGCCUUCUCACUGUUGCUGCUGAUGCUGCGGUUCUUGGUAACCAGUGUCGACCACGCCCAACCCUUCAAGUGGGACGGAUUCCGUGCCGACGACUUUACAGUAUAUAUAGAUUCAACUAAUGGAAUUCUGUAUUCUCCUAACGACAGCUCUGUUAGGGAGGUGAUGAACAAUGUUUCGUUAACUCUCGGACCUUACGUUAACAUUACAGGUUUUGCUACCUCAGCCGACGCUGUCAAGGAGUACGAACAAAGUCCGAGAAAUGUGUGGGCUGUCGUGGAGUUUGAGGGGCAGUAUUCCGGAUCCUCUCUGCCGGCAGACAUUACAUAUAGACUCCGUGUGGCCACCUUAGCAGAUGAAAAAUGGAGAACAGAUAGGACUUUUCAAUUUUACCAGCAAUUUGGUCCACGACAACAAUACACAAAUACAUCUGGCGACCCUUUCUACCAAGAAAGGGGGUUUCUGUAUCUUCAGUACGCCAUUGAUAAGGCCAUCAUCGAUCGGAAAAGCCCUGGAAACGGGUUAGGGAGUAAGUAUACUGUGAGUCUGCGGAAAAUGCCGUAUCCGCCCUAUGUGCAGGACACCCUACUCACCGUGCUGAGGUCGAGCUUACCAUCCAUUGUUCUCUUCGCCUUUAUCGUGACUGUGUUUCAGACCACCAAAAAUAUUGUGUACGAGAAGGAAAAUAAGCUCAAGGAAACGAUGAAGCUGAUGGGAUUGCAUCCAAUACUUUACUGGAUGUCCUGGUUCACCAAAGUCUUUAUCUACAUGAUCAUCGCAUGCUUCUUUUUCACUCUGAUGAUGUCAAUUGACACGGGAGAAACCGGAAGUGUUCUACCAAAGUCAUCACCCACCCUUAUCUUUGUCUUCUUUCUUCUCUACACACUGGCGAUCAUUGCAUUCUGCUUUCUGAUGGCGUCAAUAUUCAGCAAAGCCACAUCGGCCGCCUUCGCCGCUGGUAUCUUGUAUUAUCUCUUCUUUGUACCCCAGUACUUCAUGGCAGAUGACUAUGAAACACUGAGUCGAUCCGUGAAGUUGGCCGUUUCCUUGCUCCAUCCUAUGGCCCUAACGUGGGGUAUUACUACGAUCACCAUUUACGAGGGUACAGGUGCAGGCGCACAGUGGUCAAAUUUUCACACUCCGGCCACCAAAGACGACAACUUCUCCUUAGGUUUGGCUAUGGGGAUGUUAGUUUUAGACUCCGUCAUCUGCUUUUUCUUCUCCUGGUAUCUGGACAAUGUUAGGCCCGGCGAGUUUGGAAUUCCCAAACCAUGGUACUUUUUGUGCACGAAAACGUACUGGUGCGGCACAGAUGGGCAGGAGGACAUGUUAGAUGUAACUCUCGGUCAUGUUAACCCAAACAAAUUCGAAGGCGACCCUGCCGACCUCAACGUUGGCAUCAAUAUAAGCCAUCUUCGAAAGGUGUUUGGAAGUGGAAAGAAAAAAAAAGCAGCCGUGGUGGACACAACUUUGAAUAUGUACCAGGGUCAGAUCACUGCUCUAUUGGGACACAAUGGGGCGGGGAAGACUACUACUAUGUCAAUGUUGACAGGAUUUAUACCUCCAACAAAAGGAACAGCCAUUAUAAACGGCUGUGAUAUUCGGAAGAAUAUAGAUGGUGUUCGGAAGAGCCUUGGCCUUUGUCCACAACACAAUGUUUUGUUUAAUAAUCUUACUGCAGAAGAACACCUAUGGUUCUUUGCUAAGUUAAAAGGCUGUCCGGGGAAUAUUCUGAAGAAAGAGAUCUCCGAUAUGAAGAAGCUGCUAGGGAUGGAGAGAAAGGCGAAUGUUCUGUCAUCCAAUUUGUCCGGUGGUCAGAAAAGGAAGCUGUCGUUAGGAAUAGCACUAAUAGCGGAUUCUAAGGUCCUCAUACUGGACGAACCCACCUCUGGGAUGGACCCAGCUGCCCGCAGGGAAACAUGGGAAAUCUUGCAGAAGUACAAAGAAGGCCGAACCAUUCUAUUGUCAACUCACUUCAUGGACGAGGCUGACAUUCUUGGCGACCGAAUCGCCAUCAUGGCUGAGGGUGUCAUCAAAUGCUGUGGAACAUCCCUAUUUCUUAAGAAAGCUUAUGGUGCUGGGUACCACUUGGUAGUUGUGAAAUCAAAAACUUGUGACGUGAAUCGGCUAACUAGUCUGGUAACGAGUCAUAUACCACGUGCCGUAGUUGAGAGCGAUAUUAGUGCAGAGUUAUCCUAUCUUCUACCGUUUGAAGAAUCACCAAAGUUUGAGAAGCUUUUUGAGGAUAUAGAGAGUAACUCCGCAUCUCUUGGUAUCAGUAGUUUUGGCACAACUGCCACCACAAUGGAGGAAGUCUUUCUUAAGGUUGGCGAAAGUUCUAAAUCCGAGGACGACGAAGACGAAGAUGGAAAAAAUGGUCACUCAAAUACCACCUUUGUGGUCGAAAGGGAUUCCAUGUUGAUGCAGCCUACAACUAACGGUGCACUCUCAACAAAUAUUUACGAGACGUUUGAAAAGAACACUGGCUUAAAAAGAACUUUUCAACAAUUUUACGGAAUGUUUGUGAAGAAGGCCAUCAACACAUGGAGAAACAAAGUCGUGACUAUAACUCAGCUGAGCCUUCCAGUGGUAUUCACCGUGCUGGCCUUCCUGGCUAUACAGGAAAGUCCUAGUCAGCAAAACACGACUGCUGAACCUUAUUUGAAACUUGAUCUCGCACCUUUUGGCUCUGAUUCCACAGUUAUGUAUAAAUAUGGUGAAAAUCUUGAUCCGGAAACGCUUCGAAUCAAAAAUCAUUUCUUGAAUCUGUUUUCCACCUAUUCUACGGAAGAUGCAAAAGAUUUUAGCUCUUUGGAAGAUGCCUUUCUGUCGAAAGCAGCUGCCAUAGGAAUCGCAACAUUUAAUGAGCGUUAUAUCGUUGCCGGAGACUUUCCAAACAACAGCUCCCCAUUGACAGCCUAUUUCAAUGGACAGCCUUUCCACUCUUCGGCUGUUGCACUGUCUUAUAUGAUGAACGCAUUAUUGAGAGGAAUCCCAAUUUCCAGCAAUGACUCUAUUACGACAAUAAACCAUCCACUACCACCCACUCUCACCGAUCAGAGCGACAGAGCAAGUGUCACGGCUUCCGCUGGUGGAUUUACUGUCGCUCUGCUCGUCUUAUUCGGGAUGGCCUUCCUCUCCACAAGCUUUAUUCUGUUUCCCAUCAAGGAACGUUCUACUGGUGCCAAACAUCUGCAGACAGUUAGUGGUGUUAGCUCGUUUGCUUACUGGCUAUCCAACUUCUGCUGGGACUUGCUGAACUACCUAUUUGUAGCAGUCUGCAUAGUGAUAGUGUUUGCGGCGUUCCAGUCCCCAGCCUAUGUGGAGGACGGUCGAAUCGGCUUAGUUGUUCUGGUUUUCUUUAUAUACGGAGUUUGCUGCCUGCCAUUUGUUUAUUUUCUUCAUUUCCCCUUCUCAACACCGUCCACGGGUAUGGCAGUCAUCACCAUCCUCAACAUAAUCUCAGGUAUGAUUGCCCUGUUGGCUGUUUUUAUCCUGGAACUUCCUGGCCUUGGCACUGAGGAUGUGGGAAGAGCCCUUAACUGGGUGUUUACUGUUCUGAUACCUCACUACUGUCUGGGAAGGGCUUUGAACAACAUCUACGUCAACUACCAACAUACCCAGACUUGUGAAGAGUUUCAGUAUCGAACAACGUGUUUGUUCAAGAAUGAUGGUCCGUGUUGUUCAGGUUGUACUUCGAACUGUCUUGUAUUCAGCGAAAGCUACCUGGUAUGGGAUUCUCCUGGGAUACUGAAGUUUAUCGUCUUUAUGGCUCUCCAGGCUGUUUUCUUCUUUGUCGUCGUGUUGGCUAUAGAGCAUGGUGUACUUGGUAAGCUUCUUUACUGCGUCUGCAGUAGUUGUGGACCACCUCAGUCGGAUGAGGAGCAUCAGACUGGCGAGGCGGAAGACAGCGACGUUAAAGCUGAAAGGGAGAGAAUCUGGAAUUCGCCUCUCACUAAACUGAUGGAGACAGACGCACUCAUCAUUAAAGGUCUGUCGAAGUCUUACCGUCGUGUUAAGGCUGUACGAGGGAUCAGUGUGGGAGUUGCCAGUCAGGAGUGUUUUGGACUCCUUGGACAAAACGGUGCAGGGAAGACCACUACAUUUAAGAUGAUCACUGGUGAUGUGUUCGUAAAUAACGGGAAUGCCUACCUGAACAGUUUCGAUGUGAAGCGACACCUUAAACAGGUCCAACAGAAUCUCGGCUACUGUCCACAGUUUGAUGCCCUUAUCAGCCAGAUGACAGGCCGCGAGACGCUGAACAUGUACGCCAGACUUCGUGGGGUACCAGAAAACCGUAUAAAGGCCGUAGUAGAUGAUCUGAUAAACGCCACGAUGCUGACAAAAUAUGCUGACAAAAACUGUGAAAUGUACAGUGGAGGAAACAAAAGGAAGCUGAGUACAGCCAUCGCCUUGAUCGGGGAUCCGCCGUUCAUACUAUUGGAUGAGCCGACGACAGGAAUGGAUCCUGGAGCUCGACGGAAACUCUGGAAUUUACUGUCUGACGUCAGAGCAAGAGGAAGGACACUUGUGCUUACGUCACAUAGCAUGGAGGAAUGUGAUGCUCUUUGCACCAAGAUUGUAAUCAUGGUCAACGGGAAGUUUGUCUGCCUAGGCAGUCCACAACAUCUCAAGAGCAAGUUUGGACAGGGUUACACACUCACUGUCAGGCUUGGCUUGUCAUCAAGCGGUGAAGCAAUAUCAUCAAAUGAUGUCAUAAAUCACGUGCUGCAACAUUUUCCAAACACAGAAGUAUUUGAUGACUUGUAUCAAGGUUAUCUGAGUUUCCAGAUACCCGAAUCUGGCAUACCCUUAGCGAAAAUAUUCGGGACCAUGGAAAGAGUCAAAACUCAAUUUGGUAUUGGAGAUUACUCUGUACAGUCAACAGCUCUGGAGCAGGUCUUUCUGGCCUUCACAAGAAACCAGGUCUCAGCAGACGACAAGAAAAAGAAAAAGCGUUGCUGUUGUUGUUAA